Molecule: messenger RNA, 657 nt
Organism: Sesamum indicum (sesame)
Lineage: Eukaryota; Viridiplantae; Streptophyta; Magnoliopsida; Lamiales; Pedaliaceae
Product: protein ULTRAPETALA 1-like
Cellular component (GO): cytosol; nucleus
Molecular function (GO): zinc ion binding
Source: RefSeq, a predicted model, not a curated record
AUGUUUACCGUAGAAGAAUUGGCCAGUUUUCAUGGAGUCAUACAGAACACACAAGAGUUUUUAGAGAUUGACUGCGGUUGCACGAAUCCCAGAUACGGUGACACACCUGGGAAAUUUAGAGCUUAUGUCGAUGGAAGACUUGAGAUUGAUUGCAAGUGCACGGAAGAUUGUCCGAGAGUUAAUUUAUCCCCAGUUGAGUUUGCUAGACAUGCUGGGAAAACCAACGCCCAUAACAACUGGAUGAGUCAGAUUUGGGUGUUUACUCGUGAUGGUCAUAAAGUUGCUCUAAGGCGGACUUGUUUAUUGAAGCAUUACAGACAUACUUUUCAGAGACCCUUACGUCAAGUAACUCAUCGAGAUGAGUUUGUACGUUGUUCUCGAUGUGACAAACAACGUAGAUUUAGCCUCCGAACUAGAGAGGCUUGCAGGAUCUACCAUUAUGCUCUUGUCGACAAUAAUUGGAAAUGUUCAGACAUACCAGACCACUCGUUAACGUGCGAUGAUGCAGAGGAGCGUGAAUCUCGAAAGGUAUGCAGAGGUUGUCCUAGAGCUCCAAGAUGUGAGGGUUGUGAGCAGUGUGUGUGUUUAGGUUGCGACAACUGUCGCUUUGAAGAUUGUCACUGUCAAACGUGCGUUGAAUACAUUAUGAACAUGUGA